Molecule: messenger RNA, 2207 nt
Organism: Spodoptera litura
Lineage: Eukaryota; Metazoa; Arthropoda; Insecta; Lepidoptera; Noctuidae
Product: putative RNA-binding protein 18
Molecular function (GO): mRNA binding
Source: RefSeq, a predicted model, not a curated record
AUUUACUUGGUUGACGCUUUUUGUAAUUUAUGUGUAAAAAAUAGAUUUUCGCACCAUAAAAUGUUUAAAAUAAUAAAAAGAAUGAAUAAGUUAUAGUGUUAAUACCUCAAUAUUUCAUGAGAUAGUGUUUGUUUGCAGUGUUGAUCUUGGAUUUUUCGAGAACAAUACAUAAUACCAUGGAGGACGCUACGGUGCCUUUGCAUCUCGAGCCGUUUCAGCAUGGUGAAGUGUCCGACAAGAGAAUUUGGAUCGGAAAUCUUGACACCAGAGUUAAUGAGUAUCAACUACUGAAACUGGUUCGUGCAUAUGGGAACAUUGAGAAGUUUGACAUGCUGUUUCAUCGGAGUGGUCCCAAUGCAGGACAGCCACGGGGGUUUGCGUUUGUUACGUUCAAGCUGAGGCAGGAUGCCAUUAAAGCCAUGAACUCGCUCAACGGUCAGAUGCUUGGAACAAAGAGGAUAAGCGUCAAGUUUGCUAAGAACACUGACGAACAAGAGAAACCAAAACCAGAACUUGGCAUAGCAGUUCUAGCAGGUGCUAAACCAGAGCUCAAGUUAAGCAAAAAGACCGCUAUCCAGUCCAUAGAGGCCAAACUAAAGAUGAUGGAGAAUAUGAAGGCAGGUGAUGACUUCGUAGUUAAUAAGUUAGCUGCAAACGAGGCACCAGUCAUUGCACAAUAUCAGACUAAACAGUAUCAACCACAGAAAUCUGUUUCCUCCUUUAGAAGAAGACAUCCAUAUCACAAAAAAAGAUAGAUAGUAUUUUUUUCUAAAUGCCUUAAUUUUAUGGAGGGUGUUGCUACCAUGACAGUUGGGUUGUAAUCUCAAUUUCAAGAAUUUAACCCAUAAAUCCCCAAGCGGUCACCGGUGACCGCUUUCCACUAAUAUUACAUUACAUUAUAGACCUUAUUUCUAAUGUUUACAGAAUACUUUUGUAUGACCAAAUUUAGGGGAUGGAUAUCAACGGGUUAAUUUCUUUCUAGAAUGAUCUCCAUUGUUAUAGUAUAAUAUGUUUUUAGAUUGUUCACACAAAAUAAAUAUAUUCUACAUAUAUUGUACUUAAUUAGUUUUUGCAGGAAAUGUUAGUUAGAAUAAUAAGUGAGUAAUGUCAUUGAACAAAUAUUGUCGUUUAUAUUAAUUUGUCAUUUACAAUAAUUUUAACCCAUGGUUUGCCAGAACAUAGGGAUGACGCAAUGUAUUUUCUAUUGUGGUUCAUUAGUACAUUAUAGCUGCAUUCCAAAGGGUUAAAUGCUGAAUUAACGGUUGUAAUUUUGUUGAAUGUUAUAAAUAUUAACUUUAUCAUGUUCAUUUAUGAGUGUAAAAUAUCCUUUUUUAACAUAUUUGUUGGUAGGUGUCAUGGUAGCAUCAAAUGAUAUUUGUAAAGUGCUAUUUUACGCAAAUAAUGUUAGUUUUUUAUUGUAGUAACAUGUGAUUUAUGUAUAAGUGCUAAGUGAAUGAUUGACACCGAUUUUUAAGAUGUCAAUAUUAAUUUAUAUUUUUGUCAGUCUGUUUAUUAACGUUAGAUCUUAGCUUUAUUAAUAUUGGUAUAUUAUUACAAAGGUAGGCAAUGUUAUUUAUUGUUCAUGAAAUUAUAAUUUUACUAAUAUUUUUAUCUUUAGGGCCUGUUUCGUUAUGUUUGAUGGUUUCUCUUAGACUAACAAAUAGUUUGACAAUGUUUCUGUCAUACGAAAUAUCUAACAGCCACCUUAGUUAGAUAUUGUAAACAGGCCCUUAGUAUUAAUCUCUUAAAACGAACGAAUUUUAGUAAUACUUUAAUCCAUUUUGGGACAGCAAGCGAGAGAGGACUACUGAAUGUUCGCUACUCAACUAAAAUACUAGCGUAGUGUGAACAAGGCAUAAGUAGUAGACCUUUAGGACUGAACUGCACCUCCUUUGAUUCUAAAAUCGUGGAGACAUGUGCAUUCAGAUUAUAAUUAUUAUAAAAGCAAUUAUUAUGUGCACUUAAAACUAAAUGUAUGUACUAUUGUUGCCAGUCUAUGUAAUAAUACUUAUCGAAAUGUAAUUUGUGAUUUGAAGUUAGCUUUUGAAAAUGUUGUAUAAUACAUUAGUAUAAGCGUUGUACCAUCAGUGUGUUCAUUUGUGUGUUAAAAUCUAUUAAAGUAAUCAACGAAUCGCUUAAGUACACUCAUACUUAUAUUUACAAUUGUCUUUUGUGUGCAGUUGUGAAUAAAUUUAGUUCUCAACACA